Molecule: messenger RNA, 516 nt
Organism: Nicotiana tabacum (common tobacco)
Lineage: Eukaryota; Viridiplantae; Streptophyta; Magnoliopsida; Solanales; Solanaceae
Source: RefSeq, a predicted model, not a curated record
GAGAAUUCAACCUACAUUUUAUACAAGCAUUCGUAAACCUUUUCCAGCAAAAUAACCCUUGCCAAAGCUUAGCAAAGAGUUUCAAGAAUUAGAAAAUGAGUUCAACAAACAGGGCAUGGGUUACAGCAGCGAGCUUGGGAGUAGUAGAGGCACUGAAAGAUCAAGGAAUUUGUAGGUGGAAUUACACCUUGAGAACAAUACAUCAACACGCAAAGAACAAUGUAAGGUCAUAUUCACAGGCCCAGAAGCUCUCUUCUCACUCUUCUUCUUUGGUUUCUGCAAACAAACACCAAUUGAAGCAGUCUGAGGAGUCUCUUAGGAAAGUCAUGUAUUUGAGCUGUUGGGGUCCUAAUUGAACCCAAUAGUAGUUAAAUUUUGUGUCAUCUUUCUGUACAUAGUCUUUGGCAAUAUUGAGAGGCCAAAUGAUGAAUGGUUAAACCAGUAAUCUGUAAAGGUUGAGGCUAAAUUGCCCGGCUAAAAUUAAUGGAUAGAUGUUUUUUUGACUUUUGCAAUCCA